Molecule: messenger RNA, 1217 nt
Organism: Vitis riparia (riverbank grape)
Lineage: Eukaryota; Viridiplantae; Streptophyta; Magnoliopsida; Vitales; Vitaceae
Product: ferritin-4, chloroplastic-like
Exons: 8
Coding region: 1-909 (302 amino acids)
Biological process (GO): intracellular iron ion homeostasis; iron ion transport
Cellular component (GO): cytoplasm
Molecular function (GO): ferrous iron binding; ferric iron binding
Source: RefSeq, a predicted model, not a curated record
AUGAGCCCCAUCAGAAUGGAACUCUCUCAAAGGGAGCUUAUAUUAUACCAUCAGCCUCUUCAUCACUUCACCUCUCAUCUGCAUCUUUCUCAUCUUUUCUUCAUUUCUGUGAUAGAAUUAGCCAUGCUUGUGGGAGGUGUUUCAGUUGUUUCUCUCUUAGGGUCGUCAGGGGAGGGUCUUGGAAGUCCUCUUUUUGGUAGCUUCGGCUCUUCUUCCUCUUGUACUUCUCGGUGGCUGAGGAGAAGAGGGAAUAAUGGAUUGGUGGUGAGGGGAUCAGGGGAGAGAAGUAAUGAGUUGUCGACUAGUAGAGUGGUAUUUCAGCCGUUUGAAGAGUUGAAGAAGGAGGAUUUUCUUGUUCCGAUUUCUGCUCAACAUUCGCUUGCUCGCCAAGGCUAUUCCGAGGAGUGUGAAGCAGCCAUUAAUGAACAAAUCAAUGUGGAAUACAAUGUGUCUUAUGUGUAUCAUUCGAUGUUUGCAUACUUCGACAGGGACAACAUUGCUCUCAGGGGCCUUGCCAAAUUCUUCAAGGAGUCAAGUGAAGAAGAAAGACAGCAUGCUGAGAAACUGAUGGAAUACCAGAACAAAAGAGGAGGAAAAGUAAAGCUACAUCCUGUGCUGAUGACCCCUUCAGAGUUUGAUCAUGCUGAGAAGGGAGAUGCAUUGUACUCUAUGGAGCUAGCAUUGUCAUUGGAGAAGUUAACAAAUGAGAAACUCCUGCUCCUGCACAGUGUGGCAGAUCGAAACAAUGAUCCCCAGUUGACAGAUUUUAUUGAGAGCGAGUUUUUGACAGAGCAGGUUGAAGCCAUCAAGAAGAUCUCAGAAUAUGUUGCCCAACUGAGAAGGGUUGGAAAGGGACAUGGAGUGUGGCACUUUGAUCAAAUGCUCCUCGAAGAGGGUGGUGCAGCAUGAUGAAGCCUCAUAGUGUCAGUUCUCUUUCUUGGUCAGUCUUAGAUUUCAGGAGCGGCUUUCAGCAGUGUGGCACUUCACAUAUGGAGUUAUUUACAGUAUAGAAUAAAGCUGUUAGUUGCAUUGCUUUCACCUAGUAGAGAAAAUAUUCAAUCAAAGUUUCAGUUGCAAGCUCGACAGGCUUUUCGCUUCUGAUAGUUUAUGGGAACAAUAAAAGAGUUUAAGCAUCUUAGAAUGAUGCUCGAUACUCCUACUCCUAUUUGCCCAUGAAUUGUAUCAACUAUUUUUAUAAAUGCCAAAUUUGAUUAGAA